Messenger RNA from Micropterus salmoides (largemouth bass), 3312 nucleotides. RefSeq names its product proteasome 26S subunit, non-ATPase 2 (gene psmd2). The record is from RefSeq and is a predicted model, not a curated record. Bases 47 to 2767 code for a protein of 906 amino acids. The transcript is spliced from 21 exons. Lineage: Eukaryota; Metazoa; Chordata; Actinopteri; Centrarchiformes; Centrarchidae. Gene Ontology annotation, cellular component: proteasome complex; nucleus; proteasome regulatory particle, base subcomplex. Gene Ontology annotation, biological process: regulation of protein catabolic process; proteasome-mediated ubiquitin-dependent protein catabolic process. Gene Ontology annotation, molecular function: enzyme regulator activity.
UCCGCUCAGUUACCUUUGCUAGCCGACAGUUAAUAGAGCUGCAACCAUGGAGGAGGCAAAAAAGAAAGAGAAUAAGCCAUCCGAAAAGACCGAUGAGAAGGACAAAGACAAAGAAAAGGGGCAGCAGUCCUCUGGGAAGGAUAAGGAUAAGAAAGAGGAGCAGGAAUUGUCAGAGGAAGACAAGCAGUUACAAGAGGACCUGGAGAUGAUGGUGGAGAGAUUGAGUGAGAUGAACACAGCACUGUACCGUCCUGCAUUGGAAGAGCUGCGCAGACUAAUCCGCUCCUCAACCACCUCCAUGACAUCAGUGCCCAAGCCCCUCAAAUUCUUGCGCCCGCACUAUGGCAAGCUCAAAGAGAUCUAUGACGGCAUGGCUCCUGGGGAGAACAAGCGUUUCUGUGCUGACGUGGUGUCAGUGCUGGCCAUGACCAUGAGUGGUGAAAGAGAGUGUCUGAAGUACCGUCUGCUAGGCUCCCAGGAAGAGCUGGCCUCCUGGGGACAUGAAUAUGUCAGGCACCUGGCAGGUGAGGUGGCAAAAGAGUGGCAGGAGGUGGAGGAGAAUGACAAGACACAGCAGGAAACGCUGUUGAAACUAGUGAAAGAGAUUGUGCCCUACAACAUGGCCCACAAUGCAGAGCAUGAGGCGUGCGACCUGCUGAUGGAGAUUGAGAGGCUGGACAUGCUGGAGGACUACAUCGACGAAAACGCCUACGGAAAAGUCUGCCUGUACCUCACAAGCUGUGUGAGUUACGUUCCCGAGCCAGAAAACUCAGCGCUGCUGAGGUGUGCCCUGAACAUCUUCAGGAAGUUCAACCGUUAUCCAGAGGCCCUGCGCCUGGCCCUGAUGCUCAACGAUGUGGAGCUUGUAGAAAACAUCUUCACAUCCUGCAAAGACAUAGUUAUCCAGAAGCAGAUGGCCUUCAUGCUGGGUCGCCAUGGCAUGUUCCUGGAGCUUAAUGAGGACGUAGAGGACUACGAGGACUUGACAGAGAUCAUGUCAAAUGUGCAGCUCAACAGCAACUUCUUGGCCCUGGCCAGAGAGUUGGACAUCAUGGAACCCAAAGUCCCAGAUGAUAUCUACAAAACACACCUGGAAAACAACAGGUUUGGAGGCAGUGGCUCCCAGGUGGACUCCGCUCGUAUGAACUUGGCCUCUUCCUUCGUGAAUGGCUUUGUCAACGCUGCCUUUGGACAGGAUAAACUGCUCACAGACGACGGCAACAAAUGGUUGUACAAGAACAAGGACCACGGUAUGUUGAGCGCUGCAGCCUCCCUGGGUAUGAUCCUGCUGUGGGACGUGGAUGGCGGUCUGACCCAGAUUGACAAAUAUCUCUAUUCCUCUGAGGACUACAUCAAGUCUGGUGCCCUCCUGGCCUGUGGCAUCGUCAACUCGGGUGUGAGGAACGAAUGCGAUCCAGCCCUGGCGCUGCUCUCUGACUACGUCCUCCACAACAGCAACAUCAUGAGGAUAGGAGCCAUCUUUGGUUUGGGCCUGGCCUACGCUGGCUCCAACAGAGAAGAUGUCCUUUCUCUGCUUCUCCCUGUCAUGGGAGACUCCAAAUCUAGCAUGGAGGUGGUUGGAGUGACAGCGCUGGCAUGCGGUAUGAUCGCAGUAGGAUCUUGUAACGGUGAUGUGACCUCCACCAUCGUCCAGACCAUCAUGGAGAAGAAUGAACAGGAGCUAAAAGACUCUUAUGCCCGCUGGUUGCCUUUAGGCCUGGGACUUAACCAUCUAGGUAAAGGAGAGGCGAUUGAGACGACCCUGGCAGCUCUACAGGUUGUACCUGAGCCUUUCCGCAGCUUUGCAAACACACUAGUGGAUAUCUGUGCAUAUGCAGGUUCUGGUAAUGUGCUGAAGGUGCAGCAGCUUCUCCAUAUCUGCAGUGAGCACUACGAAGCCAAGGAGAAGGAAAAAGAAGAGGAAAAGGACAAGAAAGAUAAGAAGGACAAAGAUAAGAAAGAGACUGCUGCUGACAUGGGCUCCCACCAGGGUGUAGCUGUUCUUGGUAUUGCCCUGAUUGCCAUGGGGGAGGAGAUUGGUUCAGAAAUGGCACUGCGAACAUUUGGACAUCUGCUGCGUUAUGGUGAGCCCACCCUGAGGCGAGCGGUGCCUCUAGCCCUGGCUCUCAUUUCCGUGUCCAACCCUCGUUUGAACAUCUUGGACACCCUCAGCAAGUUUUCUCACGAUGCUGACCCUGAGGUGUCCCACAACUCCAUCUUUGCCAUGGGCAUGGUGGGCAGUGGCACAAAUAACGCACGUCUGGCUGCCAUGCUGCGGCAGCUGGCCCAGUAUCACGCCAAAGACCCCAACAAUCUCUUCAUGGUCCGACUGGCUCAGGGUCUGACUCACCUGGGCAAAGGCACACUGACACUCUGUCCCUACCAUAGCGACAGGCAGCUGAUGAGUCAGGUCGCCGUGGCUGGACUGCUCACCGUGCUUGUUUCCUUCCUCGACGUCAAGAACAUAAUCCUGGGGAAAUCGCACUACAUUCUCUACGGCCUGGUAGCAGCCAUGCAGCCACGUAUGCUGGUCACCUUCGACGAGGAGCUACGACCACUGCCUGUCUCUGUCAGAGUUGGACAGGCUGUAGAUGUUGUGGGCCAGGCAGGUAAGCCGAAGGCCAUCACAGGUUUCCAGACCCAUACCACGCCAGUGUUGCUGGCUCAUGGGGAGAGGGCUGAGCUGGCCACAGAAGAGUACCUUCCUGUCACCCCCAUCCUGGAGGGCUUUGUUAUCCUCCGCAAGAAUCCCAGCUAUGAAACCUAGACUGCGCCUAUUCUCACUGACCUCUUGCUCUGUUUGUAAGGGUAGCCCUCCAAGGCUCUUGGCAGUUAUAUUUAGUUGUUUAUUACAUGGCUGAAAAGAGCAUGGCAGGCCUAUCCUUCUUCCCCGCUGUGUCUUCUCACUCCAACCCAGCUUCAGCAGCCAUUAGAAAUGUGGUUGGGGUCUGGUUAAUUGGUCUGGGGGCACUCGGGGAGGGUAAAACUGGGACCUCAUCCACUUUACAUAGAUGGUUUCCUCAUUGCUCUUAUUUUGAUCCACCCAGGGCUAGUUCCAAAGUGGGAACUGUUCACCAACCUCCUGUAUAUGUCAUCAGUAAAUGGAUAACAACUGCUCAAUCCUCAUCAGUGCAUCAGAUGUGUUUUUCCCCAACUACUUACAUCCUCAGUCAUGUUUUGUAAUUAGAGCAGUUUAAAAGUAUGUAAUCUUCAUCACGUUUUUCUUUUCUUUUUUUUUUUUUUCUUCUUUGGUUUUUGUUACAGUACUGUAAAAGUUUAAAUCAAAAAUAAAAAACUCCGAUCCACAUGGUG